GCCCCUUCCCUGCUCGCCUCCUUCCCGACGCCUCGAGCUCUGUGAGGGCGCGCGCGGCUGCAGAAGCAGCUGCUGCUACUAAGUGCCCAAUUGCCGGCGCCUCGCUCGCUUUUUUGUUUAGCUUAGCAACGGGCGCUCCCGCCCUCCGUCGGCGGCACCAGCGAGCGAGGCAGGCCCCAGGCAGCCGCAAGACCAGGAGACUCUCCCGCCUUCUGACGGCGGAGUCUCGCGCCUCGUCGCUCGAGCGUGCGGCUGAGUGAAAGAAGGCGCUCCUUCGCUCCCCGAGUCCCUGAGGGAAGCGGCGGCGGCGCUCUUGCCGCUCUUGCUGAGGAGACGCUGAGAAGCUCCACGGGCCGGGCGGAGGCGGCACCAUGAAGGUGGCCGUGCUCGACUUGGGCACCGUGUUUGCCAAACUCUUCAAGCCCUCUUCCUCCUCGUCUCCGCCUUACUCGCCAACCGCCGCCGCCGCCGCCCCUUCCAGCAGCGCGCCUCAGCCCAAGGCGCUGCUGCCCCUUCCUCCGCCUCCGCUGGGGUCUCUCCCCGCUCGCCCCGCCGCCUUGCAACCCGCAGGGGGCUCGUCUAGCAUAGCGGCAGCCAGUCGAGGCGCUCCCGGCGGGGCGGCGGCGGCGGCGAAGUCCCCCGGAGGCAACAGCUCUCCGCGCUCGGCGGUGGCUGCGCCGUCCCUACCGAGGGAGCCCGGGGCUUGGGCCGCGCCCGCGGGCAAGCAGCUGCUCUUCGUCACUCUGCCCGACAUCGGCGAGGAGGGCGCGCCCGACGCCGACCCCCCAGAAGAGGCAGCGGAGCCCAGGCAAGUGGGAGUCGUGGGGACCCCGCGAGGUGGGGCGCCCUGGGAAAUGCAGACCCUUUUACCCUCGGUAACAUAAUCUCCGGGUGGAUGUAGCUACUUGGCCAACUGGUUGCCUUCCCAAGGGAUACAUUUUCUCCUUAAGGGGCGAGGAGACACUAAAUCCGCUUCCCUGCGUUUCUGGUCAGGUACAGACGGUGGUAACUUCUUCAUCGUUUGGGAAAAGAAUACAGUACUGUAUAUGCCACGUUGUGAAUUAAUAGUCAUAAUAAAAUUGGUUAAUGGUAUUAAUAUUAAUAUCACAGGUUACAAGGGGGCGGGCGGGCGCACUUUGCAAAAUGCUUUUCUGUGUAUAUGAGGCUGUAUCGACCUUUUUAUUUUGAGAGAGACAGCUUUGUAUUUUUGGGGUGGUGAGGGAUUUGCUUGCUUUGUUAAUUGGAGAAAAGUUUUAAGUUAUUUCUAAGAUUGCAAAUGCAAGAUCUCAUUUUUUUCUGGUGGUCCAGUUCAUCUUGAAUAAACCUUAUAUUCUAGUUCCCAACUUGCAGGAUAUUUCCCUACACAGUCCCCAUGGAUACCAUUCUUUGUUCAUUUACUUGCGAGUAAGGCCUAUUUAACUCAGUGGGGCUUACUUCCAAGUAAUUGUGCAACUGAUAGAGCUGUAAAAAAAAUGUGUUUUGUAUGUUCCUGGUUUGGAGUUUUGAAUUACUUUUAUAUAUGAUCAGUGCAUUUAUGCUUCUUCCAUUUACACAUAUAGACCCUACCUGCUAGUCAUAGCUCUAAAGGUUCUCAACAACAUACUUUAAAGCAAUAUGGUAUAAAACAAUUUUCAUUCUCUCCUGCCCUGUGUCCUGUAUGAAAGCUUUUAAUGUGGGAGAGAAAUUCUGUGUUCUGUGACCAACAUAUGAGCGCUAACUGUGCAUGUAAAAACAUUUCAAAAGUUAUUGGCUAGGCUAUAAAUUCAGAAUAAAAAGAGUUCUCAUCCACUUUCUUUCUACUGUUAUUAGCGUUCACACAUGUAUAUAGAUAAAGGCAGUGAAGCUCAAAAGUACUUUUAAUUUCAUAUCUGAAAAUGCCCACAGUUACUAAUGUCAAUUUUCAACAGAUUAAAAAAGCCAGUGAAUGGACCUUUUCGUAAAUUAAAGAAUUACCUGCUUCCAUUUUGUAUUGUUGCAUCAAUAGCUUCAAAAGUGAUACACUAGAGACUUUAAAACAUUGCUUGUGUAAUUGCUAUAGAGGUUGUGCCUGCGUACCCUCACGUUUGUGUUUCAGGACCAAUCUCCAUAGAGCUAUCACUCUCCCGAGGCACUGUGACUUCUGAUUGACAUGUCAUGGAGCAAAUGGGAGAAACUUGUUGCCUUCAUGUUCCAUUACAGAGCUUGAUAGGAGCCUAUGACAGGCCAGUGUCAGAAACAGAAGGUGUGUCUAGGUGGGCCCUUUGCUCUGAUCUAACAAGAUGGUUAUUGCGGUAUUAUGUUCCUCAUAUGAAUUUGGAGGCACCCAUUGUCACCAAAGGUGCAUGAUGACUGUGGCUGAUAGGGCUGGGCAAUAUAUCGAUAUAUAGUCCAAAAAAGAUUUGAAGUCCAUAUCAUGAUAUUGGUUUCAGUUUUUUUGACCUGGAGAUAUAUCACAAAUUAUGAUAUGUUUGUGUGUGUGCUAUGCAAAAAUCACAAUGUGGGAAAAAUCGUGAAGCCAGCCAGUGCUCCUCUCGAUUCCUGCAGCCCCUGUUAACUCUGCCGGCUCAGCUCUCCCCUGCCUCCUGCAACGGGCAAUGAAUCACAAGAGCAGGCACCUGUAAAAAUCACAAUGCAGGGGAAACUGUGAAGCCAGCCAAUGCUGCUACAUAGCUCUAUCCUUAUUUCAGACCUCGUGAUAUAUCAGUAUAUCACUAUGUUUAGCUGUUGAUAUACAUCACGAUGCUGAAAACCAGAUAUCACCCAGCCCUAGUGGCUGGUGCAAAGGAGGCUUAAAUGAAUGGACACAGGAGACUGAUAUUGGGUUCAAUUAGGCCGCAACUUUAUUGAUUAUGGGAAAUAGUAGGUUUGGCUAAGGCAUUGGGCAUGUAUCCAGCAUCAGGCAGCUUAGGAGCCCCAUGAGGAGUCACCCCCAACAUGGAUUAGGUGUCACAAACCUGAACAGGCCACCAUUGGGAGAGGGGUAUUGGCCCAUUGGUCUCCCUGCGGAUUCCCAGACAGCCGCCCCUCCAGGACCCCUCUAACAGGCUAUUUAUCCUUUAAUGUUGUGACAGUUGCUAUGAGGUAGGUGAAAACCUGCAAGCCAGCCAAUUUGCUUGCAGGAGAGAAUUUCUCCCUGGCUGCAAAUAAGGCAUCUGAGUAAACCAUAGCAAGGUCCAUAUGCAACUCACCCACUCCUCCACUGGGCGGGCCCCUAACAGACUGGGUGGGUGGAUGAAUAAGAAAAUCCUUCAACAGUCAACCAAGAGGGCAGCCUGCACUUGGCCGCUCCCUUAAAUAGGCCAGGGGCAGGCUGAGCACAGCUCUCAUGCCCUUGCUCCCAAUUGGCAUUGUGGGUGCUGCCUGCCCAUACCUGAAAGGUCCAUUGUGGCCAGUGAGGGGGUGUCAGGUAGCCAUCCCAUCCCCUGGCCAUGCAGGAGUACGAUGGGCUCUCCAGAUGAGCCUCAACCAUGCCGUACGGCAAAUGCCCUCCACUCGGAGCCCUGGAAAUAUAUCUUUGCAGAUUUAUAUAAUCUAUAAAUAUAUCUAGCAAGUGUUAACAGCUACAACACUAAUUAACAUUAAAAGUUGGGUCUCCUAAUGACAACUAUACAUGUUUUACCAGACAUUUGCUAAGGUGUAUUUAACAUCUCCAGACAUGCUUCUCUUGAUGCUGAGUUUCUUUGCAUAUGUUUAAUAGCAAACCAAAUAUUUUAUUCAUAUUAGGAAGGUAUGUGGUGAACCUGCAUUGUCUGCCUUUUAGAAAAGAAAAAGAUACAUAAGAGGGAAUAAGAUAUGCCUCUUAGAAGAGGAAAGGCUAUACCUUCACAUUAGCAUUUUUUUAAUUAGACAUUUCCACUUAAGCUUUUAGAAGAAACACCCUAAUAAAAUAUUGAUCAUUGCAGCCUCCUUACCCUGAGUUCCAAUUCAAGUUUACCUAGACUCCAGAAUAUGCUAUUUAUUUCAAUUGUUAUUCAGCCAUGUGUGGAAUGCAUUGCCUCAUGAGAACAUAAGAGACGCAUGGCUGGAUCAGGCCAAAUGUCCAUCUGGUCAGCACCCAGGCCUUACCGCAGCCAAGAGUCGCCGAUGAGAAGUCCGCAUGCAGGGCUUGGGUUUUCUGGUUAAGAAAACAACUGGAAAGGCCUUUUGCAAUUUACUGAAGCUGAAAAAAUAAUGUAGCUUGUCAACAGGCACUUCAGUUCAAAUUUAAGAUAUAUUGUAAUUAACCAUAAAUUCACAUGAAAGUUUUGAGAGUAUAUUGCCAGUUAGUUUCAUUUGAAUUCGAUUUUUUUCAAUUACUUGUGGAAAUGUGUUUGCCAUAUGCCCAGAUUGAUUCUUGGUGUGUCAUUGGCCAAAUGCAAAAUUCUAAUUGCUGAUGUUAAUGUAUGCAGGUGAUCUUGGCGCAUGAACCCAUUUGCUUGCCCACUCACAGUAAGUUAGUUCAAGAUGCAGAAGUAGUUAACCUAGUUUGAAAAUACGUGCGAAAGCCAUUAUAUGAAUUAAUUCUAAAUAGCUAUUGGAGGCAUUGGGCCAGUUCAUACUUGCACAUGCAUCAUCUGAAAUCUCAAAGCAUCAAGUGAUGACUUGUAGGUGUAAAUGACCCUACACGGGUCAAAUGCCAUAGGUAAAAUUUCCAUCUUGUGUCACCUCAGAUUUAGUGUUUCAGAGUGGAGCCAGUUCAGACAGUCAGCCAUCAUCAAGGGAUCUGCAUGCACUUGUGAACUAGGCCAUUAGAUGCAGGUGCCUGAUGCAGGGGAAAAUAUAACUUCAUGUUCGCCAGAUUUAUAGGUUGAUCACAGACUGCUGUUAUCCAAUAUGUACAAGUUUCCAAUAUGGAUGACCUUAUUGGUGAACAAAUUCACAGUUUCGUCAUAUGCAUGGAAGGCCUUGUAAAAAAGCACAGGAAACACUGCUGACAAAAGUUAUGGAGUACUGUAUUCAGUAUUAAGUGUUUAUAGGAAAGUGGAAUAUAAAGUAAAAAAAAUUAAAACAAAGACCACUAGACAUGCAGCAAGUUUGGUUUUGAUGAGUGAAAGUCAGUUGCAAGCAAAUGUUGUGAGCAUCAUGGGAAUAGCUGAUGUGAUUACAAUGUGCUUGUGUGCAUGCAUUUUUUCCGGUAAUGUUACUCCUGAGGUUUCGUUCCUCUAUUCAACAGACAUGUUUUGCACAGCUUUUCUGCUUUCAAUUGUAAAUGCUCGCUGGUAAUGAACAAAACAGCUCUGCCUUGUUGAUUUGGUUGCUAACAGGGAUUCACAGAUUUUGGCAUGGUUUAUUCAUUGCCAGCCCUUGUUUGUGGUUGCCAUCGACCCAGUCCCCCUGAAGGGUGUGUGAUUUCUCUCCUUAUGCUGAGCUUUUGCAGAUGUCAGCGAGGUAAGAUUCUGUCUUCCAAAAAGACCCAGUGAUAACAGAAAAACACCCUUCCCCAAGUUCUCUGUGAAUUACAGAUAAGAGGGAGGAGGGGUAAUUCUGUUCUUCCCCUGGCAGUUGAAGACGACAUGGCAAACAUCUCUCCUACAUCCCAAGGCCACAAAGAACUCAGAAUCUUUGUGCUGGUCAGAGCCAAGGGUAGUUGCCAGAGAGAGGAAAGGGCAACUCACUGAUGCAUUUCUGGAGUCUGGUCGCUAAGACUCAAGCAUAGCUUAGUAAUGAGCACGGGUUGUAAUUCAACUAAGUUAUAGUCAGAGUAUAUUGAAACCUAUGUUAUGCAUGUCCAUUAACAUCAAUACAUCUAGAUGGGCGGGGUAUAAUUUAUUAUUAUUAUUAUUAUUAUUAUUAUUAUUAUUAUUAUUUCUACUAUUAUUUCUACUCUGAGGGGGGCUAGCACUGAAUGAAACCUUUUGUUCAGAAACAAAAACAACACAAUAUUCCAAAAUAUUGCUUCCAAAAUAUAGGCAAAAACCACAUCCUCUUGAUAGCAGCAAGAAGAUUUAAAAUGUAUUCUUCUUUUAUUAAUGAUUAUAGAGGAGGAGGAAGUGGUGGUGAGAUGUACCUGUGCUAUUUUGCAAGGGCAGCUUGGAAUUCAUUGGAAACUGAAUAAUAAAUCCACUUGAGAAAACUCAGCAAGGCCUUUCAUUAUAUCUGCAUUAUUACAAGAGUGAGUAGCAGAUGCAUCAGACUCCUCUGUUGAAGUCUCAUAGAAUCAUAGAGUUGGAAGAGACCACAAGGGCCAUCGAGUCCAACCCCCUGCCAAGCAGGAAACACCAUCAGAGCACUGCUGACAUAUGGUUGUCAAGCCUCUGCUUAAAGACCUCCAAAGAAGGAGACUCCACCACACUCCUUGGCAGCAAAUUCCACUGUCGAACAGCUCUUACUGUCAGGAAGUUCUUCCUAAUGUUUAGGUGGAAUCUUCUUUCUUGUAGUUUGGAUCCAUUGCUCCGUGUCCGCUUCUGUGGAGCAGCAGAAAACAACCUUUCUCCCUCCUCUAUGUGACAUCCUUUUAUAUAUUUGAACAUGGCUAUCAUAUCACCCCUUAACCUCCUCUUCUCCAGGCUAAACAUGCCCAGCUCCCUUAGCCGUUCCUCAUAAGGCAUCGUUUCCAGGCCUUUGACCAUUUUGGUUGCCCUCCUCUGGACACGUUCCAGUUUGUCAGUGUCCUUCUUGAACUGUGGUGCCCAGAACUGGACACAGUACUCCAGGUGAGGUCUGACCAGAGCAGAAUACAGUGGCACUAUUACUUCCCUUGAUCUAGAUGCUAUACUCCUAUUGAUGCAGCCCAGAAUUGCAUUGGCUUUUUUAGCUGCCACGUCACACUGUUGGCUCAUGUCAAGUUUGUGGUCAACCAAGACUCCUAGAUCCUUUUCACAUGUACUGCUCUCAAGCCAGGUAUCACCCAUCUUGUAUUUGUGCCUCUCAUUUUUUUUUGCCCAAGUGCAAUACUUUACAUUUCUCCCUGUUAAAAUUCAUCUUGUUUGUUUUGGCCCAGGUCUCUAAUCUGUCAAGGUCGUUUUGAAGUGUGAUCCUGUCCUCUGGGGUGUUAGCCACCCUCCCAGUUUGGUGUCAUCUGCAAAUUUGAUCAGGAUGCCCUUGAGUCCAUCAUCCAAGUCGUUGAUAAAGAUGUUGAAUAAGACCGGGCCCAAGACAGAACCCUGUGGCACCCCACUAGUCACUCUUCUCCAGGAUGAAGAGGAACCAUUGAUGAGCACCCUUUGGGUUCGGUCAGUCAGCCAGUUACAAAUCCACUGAGUGGUAGCAUAGUCAAGACCACAUUUUACCAGCUUCUUUACAAGACUAUCAUGGGGCACCUUGUCAAAUGCCUUGCUGAAAUCCAGGUAGGCUACAUCCACUGCGUUCCCUUCAUCUACCAGGCUUGUAAUUCUGUCAAACAAUGAGAUCAGGUUAGUCUGACAUGACUUAUUUUUCAGAAAUCCAUGCUGACUAUUGGUGAUCACAGCAUUCCUUUCUAGGUGCUCACAGACUGUUUGCUUAAUGAUCUGCUCCAGAAUCUUCCCUGGUAUUGAUGUCAGACUGACUGGGCGGUAAUUAUUUGGGUCCUCUCUUUUCCCCUUUUUGAAAAUAGGGACAACAUUUGCCCUCCUCCAGUCUGCCGGGACUUCGCCUGUUCUCCAGGAAUUCUCAAAGAUGACUGCCAGUGGUUCUGAGAUCACAUCUGCCAGUUCUUUUAAUACUCUUGGAUGCAGUUCAUCUGGCCCUGGAGACUUGAAUACAUCUAAACUAGCCAAGUAUUCUUGUACUAUCUCCUUAGUUAUUCUGGGCUGUGUUUCCUCUGCUGAAUCAUUUGCUCCAAAUUCUUCAGGUCGGGCAUUGUUUUCUUUAUCGGAGAAGACUGAGGCAAAGAAGGCAUUGAGGAGUUCAGCCCUUUCUGUGUUCCCUGUUUGCAUUUCACCAUCUUCUCCUCUGAGUGACCCCACUCUUUCUUUGUUCUUCCUUUUGCUACGAACAUACCCAUAAAAGCCUUUUUUGUUGCUUUUAACCUCUCUAGCAAGCCUGAGUUCAUUCUGUGCUUUAGCUUUUCUGACUUUGUGUCUACACGUGCUGGCUAUUUGUUUGAAUUCCUCUUUGGUGGUUUCCCCCCUUUUCCAUUUUUUGUACACAUCCUUUUUAAAUCUUAACUCAGUUAAAAGUUCUUUAGAUAGCCACCCUGGCUUCUUUAGGCACCUUCCAUGUCUCAUGUCUAGCAACCACUUUAAUUGUACUUCAAGGUUCUUAUGAGGAUGAGCAUCAUAUCAGCUGCUUCUAUAUUAGGCAAUUAGCCUGGAAUAGACAAAAUUUGUUCAUUCAAGUUUCACAGAGCAUCCAGAUGAUAUUGAUGCCAACUCAUUGUAUCCCAGCAAUUUUUCUGUCUUUUUUCUGACCUGAUUUCUGGCAUUAAUAAAACAAAACAAAAUAUAACAGCAGUGUCAGCAUUCCAGUAUGGAUUAACAGUAUGGGAGAUACUCUUUAGAACUGCUGGUAAUAACUUCCUCCUUGCCUUUUCUCUUAAAGUAGCUCCAGAAUCCCUACAUCUCUACAUUAGAUGUAAAGUGACAUAGUUGGACCAUAAAUAAACAGUUUUAGAAAGAUCAUCAGCAAACGACAUCCUUACUAAUACAUUUCCAAUAAACUUCUUCCAAGGGAAAGCACAUAUUUCAUAAAACAAGACCAUGAUAAAUAUUUUCAGUAGCCAAGCCAAGCAUAUAAAACUUGUUACUCUGACCAAAAUUUACAAGUGCUUAAGAGGGCAUUGCUUUGAAUCACAUAGCUAAAAAGUCAUGUUUGGGGAGAAGACAAUAUCACAUCAAGGAAAUAGAACUCUCAAAUGCAAGUUUAAAAUAAUGAAGAAAAAGUGAGGGUGGUACAUUUUUAACCAGUUACAUCAGUUAGAUUUUAUUCAAAUGGCACUAUAGCAAAAGGAUCCUGCUUCUAAUUCCAGCCUACCUUACUUCACAUAAUGGAGGGACCGAUGUUUACCAGGUCUUAUAUAAUAUAACCAGUAAUAUGAUGGAGAGAUUAUUGCUAUCUGCAGCUUGUGGCUUGUUAUAAGAUUGUAUUCUUACCAUUCUUAGAGGCACAUGGACCAUUUCCAAGAUUUUUAUUCAACCUUCCAUCCCUUCUGUUUCAGGGACACUUGAUCUUGUUAUAGUAAAUGCUUCCUAUCUGAUCCCAAAGAAAUAAAACACCUCUACCAAGACACUAAUUAGUCUCCUUUUUGUGACAGUUAAUUAAGCUGAUUGCAUUUUUCUUGACAUAUAAAUUAUUUAUAUACAAAAUACAUUGCAGUCAUUUUUCCCCAUUGACACUAUUCUUUCUUAAUACAUAUGCUGCUGCCAGAACUGAAGUAUAGCUAAUCAUAAUUAACUUUUGUUAUGAGUUUGAGGUGCGGGAAAGUAGGCUGUAUGUAGAGACCUUGCUAACCCUUGGAACCUGCAAGUGUUAAAAUAUAAGCCAGGCUAGCUUCCUGUUGAGGUGAUCAACUGAGUGAUGGGCCAUUAGGGAGGAACAAAGGAAGUGGAUCUGGGUGAGGCUGCCCCUCCAUCAACUCAGAUGGAGGACAAGGCCUGUUAUGUGAGCCAAAAGCUGGAAGAACUGCAAGCUGGAAAGACAGAGAAAGUGUAUGUUUGAUUUCUGUUGGAAUCCAAAGUGGUGGCUUUGGGAGAACUAUGAUUAUCUUGGGGUAAUGCUUUGAACCCAUCCACAUUGCAGUAGCAUAAUUUAGCAUCUCAGCUGAGGGGGGAAUGGGGAACAGAUGUGAGUAACACACAAGCUUCUGCUUUGCUGCUAAUUAAUGCCCUGAUGUUGGGAAAGAUUGAGGGCACAAGAAGAAUGGGACGACAGGACAAGAUGGUUUGACAGUGUUCUCGAAGCUACUAACAUGAGUUUGACCAAACUCCAAACUUCCACUGCGGGAGGCAGUGGAAGACAGGAGUGCCUGGCGUGCUCUGGUCCUUGGGGUCACGAAGAGUCGGACACGACUAAAUGACUAAACAACAACAACAAAUGCUGAGGAACUCUGAAGGCAGCAACAGAAGAUAUGGAGUAAAUGGGAAGAAGGCUUCCCACCACCACCUAGAAUGGUAUGCUGGUCCUUCUACUCCAUUAAGUCAGUGAUGAGGGGUUGGAUUGCACACAAGUUCUGAUGGAUGUGCUAAUUAAUAAAAGUUUGAGAUAGAUGAAUUUGGAUGCUUGAGUACUUGAUUCUACUGCUGGGUUUUAUUUUAAUUGGGGAAGUAGCUACAAGAACUUAAAAAUAUAUUUUAAUGACUGAUUUAUUUGCAUGGUAAUGAGUUAGAUGAACCUAGUCAUAGAACUGAUUGAAGCAACAUGUUGGAAGUAAAAAUUAAAACAUCAAUGCCACAAAUACUUGAAUGACUUGUUUUGACCUGAAGGAAUCUAUCUACAUAAUUAAUGAAUAUUUAUAUUCUUUAUGAAUUCUGGAUUUGAUUUAGUGGCUUAUGAUUAAUUUUUUAAAAUGUAUGAUAUUUAUCUGAUGAACUUGAAUUUGAUUGUAGUAGCGUAACUGGAUUAAAAUCUAUAGAAUGAAUUAAGAAUGAAAACUAUAAGUAUAUAGUAUGUGUUGGUUGGUUUUGUUUAAGUACAAAGGCAUCUGAAAUUGUGUAAUAUAAAGGUGUAAUUGCAUGACUGCAUCUUGGGUGUGGGGGUGGGAGUGGGAAGAGAUAUUACCCUAGGAAGAGAGACAAGAAAGAAAUGUGACAGGAACCCUCUCUAUAGGUUUCUUAUUCGACAGAUUGCUUGAAUGUCUAAAUUGCCCAUAAUAUAUGAAAGGCUAACAAAUAAGAGACAAUGUAUGCUCAUUUCAAUUAGACAGGACAAGGGAAGAAAACUAGAAUUACUAUAGUAUAAACAAUCUAAUUAAUGGCGACAUCUAGUGGUGAUGUGUAAACUCAUCAUGACUGCCGAAAACAAAACGUAUUUUCAAGGCAUGAUGGCAUGGUUUGGAUAUGCAUAUGUCAGGCAUUUAUAGUUUAGUUUAAGUAUAGUUUAACUGUAGUUUCCCUUUUGUAGCUCAACCUGCAUACUUUGCUUGGAGCAAGCCAAGAUCUUAAACCAGUCUGAAGUUUGUUCAUGGCUUGUUACAAACUUGAUAACAUUCCUUUUCUUGGUUCAGAUGUACUGGGAAACAGUGGUUAAUGGAAUACCUCCUGGAUCACAGGGCUGGGGGGAAGGAAUGGCACAAGGAUGCAACACAUGGACACAAGUAGGCUGAACAAACUCUGCAGUAGAGUUAAACUGUCCUCUGCAGAAGAAAUGCAGAAGAAAUAGAAAAUAUACCAGCAUCACUCCUCAUGAAAUGGGCUUAAGCACCACCAGGCAAGCCAAGUAAAAGUUUUAAUUUUUUUUAAAAAAUUGUUUCUAGCUUUGGGGCAUCAAGUAACAUUCUCUAUUUCAUUCUAAUAAAAGAGGUAAGAUUGGACCUAAUUCUUCAGGGGUGAUAGUACCACUUGGAUGUGCUGCUAACAUUUGUUCUAUCAUGAAACUAAUGGAAUGGGGUAAACAAUGCAUGAUGUUGAAGUGCUGUGAUUAUAAAAAGGUAAAGGACCCCUGACAGUUGAGUCCAGCUCAUCUCGCUUUACUGGCCGAGGCAGCCAACGUUUGUCCACAUGUUUGUCUGGGUCAUGUGGCCAGCAUGACUAAGCUGCUUCUAUUGAAACCAGAGCAGUGCACGGAUUAUAGCUCCUUUCAAAAAUGAAUAAAUUUACCAGUAAAUGCAGUGGCGGGUGGUGGUGUGGUAAAACUGCGAGUUUCUUUCGUGUAGCAGCAGAGGGGUGAAGUAUUUAAUCUUUGCUCCACUGUGCCAUUUUGCCAAUCAAAAAUGUAGAUGUGUUUUUCCUUUCAUGUGGCAAAUAAAAGUCAGAGGAAAAGUUUUGAGUAUAUUCACAUGCCCCACACAUCACCAACUACCGUACAUGGGCCCCUGCAGAGGUAGCAUUCUUUUACACAUCUAGAACUCUCUUUUUGAUAAUGCUAUCAUUUGCCCUUAGAGUAGCCUAGAAUAAGGUUCCCCAGUUUCCCACUGUAAUCUUCCACAUUUGUCAAAAUAGUACCGGUAUAUAAUUCCGUCAGUUGCAAGCAAACUCUGCAUAUGGUGCAUCCAGACUGUCAGUAUGUUGUGGGAGGGAUUCAAGAGCAUAACAGAACUUGAGGACUGUGCAUUUAAAGUGCAUCAAAUAGCUGUUGCCCUAGUGCAGAGGUUCCUAAAUUGUGGUCUAAAUUUCAUUCAGGUUGUCCACAACAUUUCUGUGGAUUUGUGAUAAUACAGUGGUACUUCGGGUUACAUAUGCUUCAGGUUACAUACGCUUCAGGUUACAGAUUCUGCUAACCCAAAAAUAUUACCUCGGAUUAAGAACUUUGCUUCAGGAUGAGAACAGAAAUCAUGUGGCAGCAGUGGGAGGCCCCAUUAGCUAAAGUGGUGCUUCAGGUUAAGAACAGUUUCAGAUUAAGAACGGACCUCUGGAACGAAUUAAGUACAUAACCAGAGGUACCACUGUACGUUCAAAAUAGGGUAUGUAUGUACAUUAACAUUUUUAGACUAUGGUUAGGGAAUACUGUACAUGAAUGUACUAAUUGUACAUGUUUUGAUCGCAGGCAAAUGCCCAUUUUAGGCCCCAGUGAUGUGCAUCUAAGCUGUAACAUCUAACAUCUAAACUGUAACAUCUACCUGCCCUACCUCUCUCCUACCUGCAAGGAAUGGAAAUAUGUAUGAACUGCACAAUUUUGAAAAGAACCAAAUCUCCCCACUUCUGUAUUUUCUGAUGUGUAUGACUGUUCGGAUGGAAAUCUGGCAUUUCAGACAUAGGACUUUAUAAACCCUUCCCCUCUGUUCCAAUGAAAGGGCUGCAGGAAGAUGCAUCAUGAAUCUCCAACCCGCCUUCCCCUUCUCUCUCUCUCUCUCAUGCAUGCCAUGGUCCAGAUGUUGUCACAAUAUUUUGGAUGAUCAGAAAGGAAUGAACACCAGGAGAAAUGGCAUAAUGCUAAAUAAUGGUAUAAUUCUAAAUAACGUUUUUCUGCCUUUGUUUACUCAAGCUGCCUGCUGACAGACUCAGGAUAUGAUUCCAGCUAGACAGUAGUAGAUGAUAUCCAUGUCCUCUCAGCAUCAGACAAAUGUAUUGUGAAUCAACACUGUGACAGAAGUACAUUAUUGUGCAAGUCAGACACACCUUUUCAGAUUGCAGACACUGUAGCUGGUAGAUUUUGCUUAUCUGUACAUUAUUGCACUCCCCCUUCUCCUUCAAUGCAGCUGUUUUGGAAUGCUGUUCUCCACAAGAUGUGUUUAUAUCUGGGAAGCGCAGCCCUUUGAAAAGCACUAGGAACAGCGCAUGAGACAGACGCAAAGCUGGAACAGCCUCUGGGAGCAGCUUAGUACUGCAAGACCUCCCUUCUUUCUCCUCCCCUCUUAUACACACACACACACACACACACACACACACACACUUCCUAGAGGGAGAUGGAGGACAAUGUGCUGAAAUGAAACGACACUGUGUUUUUGUGAAAGGGAGCGAGCAGAGCUUGUGAGGAGGGAGGGACAGAGAGCCUUCUCUGGCUGUGCUUUUUCAUGCGCUUUGUUAGCGGGGUACGUUGCCCCUGCCAUUUGUCUGCGGCUUCCAACCCUCAGCAACGUGAGCAACAACCGGAGCCAGAGCUGGUUAUUAUAGGGUAAGUCAGAAGGGAUGAGGCUUAAGAUGGGUAUAAAUGGGUCUUUGGCCGUUUGCUCAUCUACCUACUCAUAUUCAGAGCAGUAAACUCGGCCUUAACGUGCACUAGCCUUAUGCAGAAUUUGGGAAGGGAAGGGGGGGGGAAGUAUUGUGUGGCCCCUCCUAUGUUUCUGUUGUAGUGCCUUGUAAAUGCUGCAUUUCCAGAUAGGGUUGUAAACACCCUAAUACAGUGCAGAAGAAAAUGAACACACUGGAAAUACUAAAAUGUAAAUAUGAUAUUUUAAUGGUGCAAUGGAAAAAUAGCCUUCCCUCCAUUGCAUCUGUACAGUAUUCUUAAUGCUCUAUUUUUUUACUAUUUAAAAUUGGAUCUAAGGUGGGGCUAUGCUACAUUUGGGGAAAUGUUUACAGGGUGAGCCAUCCCAACCAAGUACUGAUUUAAAACCCUGUACGACCUAAGCGUAACAAGUGCAAUGUGCUUGCCUGUCCGCAGGAGUAAUUUUGAAUGAAAGAGCUUAGCAUGCUUUCUGGUGCUGUAUUUCCAUACCUUUUCCUGUACUUUAAAAUUGUUGGGCUCCCUAUAUAGUACUACUGUCACAAAGUAUAUUAUUAUUGAUUUCAGGAUCAUUAUCCCAUCUCCAAGCAGUAUAUGCCUUAUAUAAGGAAGUGGCAGGCCCCAGAUUUUCCUUUCAAAUGUUCAUUGGAAGAAUUUGUUGAUCAUUAACUAUAUUAUGAGUGAAUGAAUAGUCAAACCUGUACUUCAUGGAAGAAAACAGCCUAGAUUUUCAUCUAAAUAGUGACAUCGUGAAAACUCAUUAUUGUAUUACAUUGGACGUUAUUGUAUUUUAAGAAAAGAGACUUCUUUUUAAACUGUCACAAGAUCUUAUUUUUCAGAAGUGCGCAUGCUAAAAAAUAGUGAUUCACUGGAAGGGGCAUAUCUACACGGCUUAAGAAACUGGUGAUUGGCACCCCUGUUGCAUGGAUUUUUUUUCUUUUAAAAAACCCAACCCAUGGAUUUGUUUCUUACAAUAUGUGAAGUGGCUUCGUAGCAAAGGCAGGGCAGGGAGGGGAGGAGAACUUACAAUUUUCAACUAUUUAUUUGUUGAUUUUAUUAAAUUUGUGUACUGUUCUUCAUUCAUAGAUCUCAGGGAAGUUCGCAGCAUAAAAAUACAAGACAAAAAAACCCCAAAAUAUAUAAUAAAAACAAGAACAAAAAACAACCAAAUAAUACCCUCUCCCCUCUCCCACAACACUAUUUCCUUUCCCAAGCCCAUUUCAUUUGGUAAAAUCAUGGCUUUUUUCAGCUGGAACUCACUGGCCAUAAUUAUCUCUAGGGCUGUUUUUUCAGGGGGAGAUCCCAGGAACUCAUUUCUGGCACCUCUCAGGUGGAUGCCAUUGGCAUUCUAAGAGAACCAGGAAAGUGUUCAUAGUGAGUUCUGGCACCUAUUUUUCUAGAAAAAUAGCACUGAUAGCCCCUAGUAAUAAAUAUAAAUACAAAAAGAGGUUUUCAGAAAAGUGGCUCUGGCUACAGGAAUUGGCUGGUGUUUUCCCCCCAGUCAGGGGUGAUGUGAAGAAAUUAAACCUUUAUCAAUGCAGAACAACUCAUGCAGUUCAAAAGAGGCAUAAACAGAAUCUAGCAAUCACAGAAUAGCUUCUCUGAAGUCUGCCCUCUUUCCUCUCUUUUUGCCAGAGUUCUACUAAGGGCAGUAACAUAUUAACAGUAAAAACAAAGGUGUUCUGCAAAUUUCCUUGACAGACUGAGUACCUUUUAUCCUAGUAAGCCUGUUUAGGGGGUGGAGAUGGGGGUUAUGGUGCUGUCUUUCUGCCUCUUGCUCACUUCUCAAAGUGGCCCUCCAGAAAAAAAAACCUCUUGCUGACUAGGGACAUUCCUGCCUAAUACAAGUCCUAUGUUAUAAGUGAUUCAGGGCAGGCUAUAACACAUGGCUUUUCACAUGGUCAGCUUCCAAAGAGGCAGUAUUAGCAGAACACUCUGUGGCCAUGAAUACAUGGUAUGCUCAAUGCUUAUAUGUAGGGUCCAAUUCAAAUGUGAAACCCAGUCUCCUGUUACUGCCAUAGGUAAGUAAGUACCCAGUAAGACACACGCCUGUGUGGAUUCAAGGUGGAACUUGUAGACACCUACGACUAUAAACCUCUCUUAAAUUUUAAUAUAUUUUGAUAUCUGACUCCUGCACAGUGAAGUUGACAUUAGGAAGAAUGUGUGUUAGCAGAAGGAGACAAGAGCUGAAAUCUUAACUACGUACGAUAAAAUUGAAUUAAUUUGGCUUCUCUUUUCCCCCUCCCCCCUUCUUUUCUUCCAGAAAAGGACUAUCUAAAGGAGACGCAGACCGCUGUUUCCAAGGAAAGAGUGAGGAUGGCCUUCCAGCACCUUUUACCAAAAGCGUGCAAGAAGCCAUUGAUAAAUAUACAUUGUAUGUGUUUAUGUCUGACAUUAUUUGAAUAACAACAUAAGUAUGUGUUAAAAGAUUAAGAUAAAAUUGUGUGUAUGUGUGUAUGUAUACGUGUGUGUACAUAUAUAUAUGAAAUUGAUUUUGGAAAUCACAGCUUUGCAGCAUUUCUGGGGCAGCACCUGUCCUAGUCACAUUAUAGCAUGGCAAUUUGAAACUGGGGAUUUCUAAAGUAGUUUGUAGUGUGGCAUUCAGCUUUCAGUGGUGGUGGUGGGGUCUUGUAAGUUCUUUAGGGAUAGUGCAGUUUCCUUUUAUGAGCCCAAGUAGAUGUUUGAAUCCUAGUUAGCUUUUGGUAUUGUGACUUGCGUUUUCUGCUGAAAUCAUUCUUCUUUAAGAUUUUGUGGUGGGGAAAGAAUGCUCAAGGUUACUUUAAGGAAGAAGAAUGGGCCAGAACAAUAGCCUAAAAGGAGAGUAGUGCAAAUCUUCUACACAUGAAAGUGUUCAUUUUGUUAGCAAGGUUUUGCAGCAACCCCCCCCCCCAACCUAGGAAACUAAGUGCAGUCAAACCUUGGUUCCCAAAUGCCUAUGUUUUGGAAUGUUUCGGCUCUCAAUGCUGAAAACCCAGAAGUAACUGCUCCGGCUUUUGAAUGAGUUUCAGAAACUGAAUGGCUUCCGGGGAGUUUUUUUUCUUUUUUCUCCAUUGACUUUGCUGAUCGACCUUUGAUCUUUGGUUGUCAAACAUUUCGGAAGUUGAACAGUCUUCCAAAAUGGAUUACGUUCGACAACCAAGGUUUCACUGUACAAACUGGAAUAUUCCAAGAAGUUGCGCCAGAAUAUCAACAGCUGAUUGUAUUAAAAAUUUCUAUCCUUUUGGCCUCACUCUUACUUUUCUUUUUCACCUGUAUAAAUGUGUGGCCUUGUGUAUGUCUGUCAAUUAAGUAUAUCUGUCAUGCACUAACAGAAUCAUAAAGAGUCUUGUGAUUGUUGGAAGCUGGUCUGCAGGGCCACAGUUUUUCCAUUCAUGCCCUAAUGCUAAACUGAGCUUCACCAUUUUGUAUGGGGAAUUGCAUAUUUAAAUUUUGCCAGUAUAUUUGAAUGAGAUAUCUACCUUUUGUCCACAAGAGUCAAUCAAUGGCAUUUUAUAUUUGGUAGCUACUAUUGCUGCUCUUUAGGGCUUUCUGGGGUGGGGUGGGUGGGGAGUUAGUCUUUGUGGUGCCACAAAGUCCUUAAUGAAACACAAUUGCUUUCUUUCUUAAUGAGACAUGGUACCAUGACUUACUUUUGAAAUUUCUUUUCAUCCACAGUGUCUCUGUUUCUUCACUUUCAUCAAGCAGACGGACAACACCAACAGACUUGAAUAAUUCUUGGUCUGGGAUUCAGAGUUGCACCACUGGCCCAUCUACUGAAAGAAGCUCUGUUUACUCCUGGAGAGAUGAUGUAUGUUAGCAUUUAUUAACAGGUUUUGUGUAUCCUCUCCUGAAAAAUUCUUAAUUUGCCAAUAUUAUGUCCUGUCCUCCACUGCACUUAGCUGGAAAUCAAGGUCAAUUUUUAUACUCAGCUACGUUAGAAACUAGUUUUUCGCUUGGUGACUUCCUUGACUAUACUGAGACUUAACGUUGUUUUGCAUGGAAUAAUCCAGACUUGCAAAACUAUUGUUUACCUUCCUUACUGAACACUGUUUCUGCCUUGCGUGCUGCUUUCAGUGCUGUGAUCUUGAUCAGCCAGGUGCAAAUAUGGUUGAUUUAGAUCAGGGGUAGCUAAUCUCUGCCCCUCCAGAUGUUGUUGGACAACCAAAGCCAGCAUGGUCAGUGGUCUUAGAAGAUGAGAGCUGUAGUCUUGAAUACCAUGGAUCAGUGGUCUGUGAUCUAAACCAAUAUUUUUUAAUGCCCAGUCCCAGUGCUACUUGUCUAGAAAAAGAGGUGCUGGAACUCACCGUGAACGCCUCCCUUUUUCUCUUAUAAUGGCAAUGGUGCCUACCUGAGAGGAGCUGGAACUGAGUUCCAGGAGAAAAAAGCCCUGCUCAGUGCUCUUCUAUACUCUAAAUUAAAAUAUUUUAUUUUAGUAUUCAUCAUUUAUAUCAACUUUAACCUCACCCUCUUCUGCUGUUUAUUUUUUAUUUUUUUACUAUGAAUCUGUUUUGUUUCUCACAUUCUCCUUUACCUUCACUUUGAAAGAUUCUUGUAAACCUUGCUCAGGUCAUUUCAAGGAACUUGCUACUAUGCAAAUUAAGACCGCAGCUUCAAAGUCCAAAUCUGAGCACCUCUGUCCUGAAGCAGAUGUUGCUGCCCCAAACCUACCUGAACAGUUGAUGUUUCCUUUCCCCAUGCUGCUACACCCCCCCCCCCCAUGCACACACCACGAGUCACCUCAUAUGGUCAAAAGCAUUUUUGUAGAAGCUGGUUUGCCCAUGCAAACUAGUCCUUUUCAACACUGACAGGAAGAAUUUAACAGCCAGGCACAGUGCUAGGUGAUUCUUCCUCCCUUUGCAAAUAAAGAAUGCUGUGCUAGCUGCAGUAAUCAUGCUAUCUUGAGCCCAAUUUCUUUGAUCGUGAAGGAGUGACAUACUUGCGGGCUCAUAGGCCUGUGAAGCCAUUUGCGUUUUUAACCUGCCAGCCCUCAUCUUCCUUCCCAUCACAGCAGUGAACUAGGAGAAGUGGUUUAUACCACAUCAUAGGGCCAGGCAGAGAUGAGAGGUUCAAACCUCUCUGGCAAGCCCAGCUCAGUGACGUGUGGAGCAUUCAACUAAAUUUUAAGCAGUGCAGACCUGCUAAAAUGAAUGAACAGGACUAAAUUAGGUCCAUUCAUUUCAUUGGGUCUUAUCUGAGUAAAACCUAAUUGAAUACCAGCCAGAGUCAUUUCUUCCCCAGCACAGCAGUGUGCUGGGGAUAAAGAAGAAUAGUCCACCCAUCCUCAUCUUUCUUCUCAUCACAGUGCUGGGAUUGGGGGAGGUUUGGGGUGAGUGUGCCUGAGUGCAUGAUGUGCAUGUGAUGUCUGUAUGAGUAUGCUGUGAGAGAGAGGGUGUGCUGUGCACUUGCAUUUGUGGUGAGUGUGUGUAUGUGUAGUAUGUUGCUGUAUACGGGGCAGUGAGAGAGAGAGAGUGAUGCAGGUAACAUGUUUGGUGAAACAUAGCUCUCGGAAAGUUGGCCAACCCCAGACCAAAGGAGGAUAGCCUCACCUGUUUUGGUGGAGUUCCAUUCUCUGAAUAAAAACACUAUUUAAAAGAUGUGUGACUUUUCCUAAAUAACUAGAGUGACAAAUAUGUAAUUUUAUUCAGCUUCAAACAUGUAUAGAAAUAUUAUUUGAAAAUAUUAACCUAAAAUUCCCCAGGAAUUUGAUAAAGCUAAUACACAAAGAGUUCAUCAGCUGUUUUGGGAUGUGGAUGAAAUGUUGUUUGAAGGCAAAGUGAGUUCCCAAACGGAGAGUCUAAAGGCAGAAUGCAAGGAUUGGACUAACAGAUCACUUCACCUAAGGCAAGUCUAUGCAUGUGGAUUAAAUAAUUUAUUUCUAGAAGCAUUUUCACUCAAAUGUGCACUUUAUUUACUUCUUAUGUGUUGGCUUGAGUAGUGAGCAUCUUGUGAGUUGAUUAACUGCCCACCCUUUGAAUGGAAGAACCUAUAUAGCUGCCCAGUAGAACGGCCAGAUAUUAGCUUAAUUGCUUCCAGAUGGGGUUUCCAUGAUUACUUCCCAUCAAUAAGUAAUCCUAGAUAUUUAAAUCUGAGUACUUGAUCAAGGGUGUGACCAUCUGGAGUCCACCUGGACUUGGUAGUCCUCUUGCCAAAUACAGUGACCUUGGUUUUUAUCGUAGUUAAUUUUUAGAUAUUCUUUUUUACACAGCUGUCCAAAUUUAACCAGCAUCCUCCUAAGUCAGAUUUUAUUCUGAGAUAACAAAACUACAUCAUCGGCAUAGAGCAAAAUUGACAAUUUACUAUUCCCAAGGAUGGGGGGAAUUAGAUUGGCAUUAACUAACACUAUUUAAAGUUCUGGCUUCCUAUGCUACAGAGUGCUUUUCAAAAAAAAAAGAAUGUGUUGCAUGUAUCUGCAUUUUCUUUUCACUUCAUUAGCCAACCCUAUAUUUGUUCUUUUAUGCAGGAUUUUGGGAAAACAGCUUAUUUUCCCAAAGGAUGAGGGCUUUCAGCAUUACCAGGGCAGAACUGCCAGCUCUGUUUACUCCAGGUCCUUACCUACCUUGAGUGAAAUCACCAGCAGUAUGAAAGAGUAAGUUUUUCUUUUAAUGCAGACAUAUUCCUGUUUCUGUUUGGUUGACAUUAUUUUCUAUUAAAAUGCUCUAGUACACAUUUUACAUAUUCCCAGAAUAUGAAUGCAACUGCCUUAGCGAAAUGAACAGCCAUUAUUUCUGAAGCUUUGAUCUUUAAUGCAAAGCUCAUACUGUGUAUUAUGCCAUUUUCUUGGUUAAAUAAUACAUUGGACAACUAUUGGCAACAUGAGACAUUUGUCCUGGAUAUAGGUCUGCAAAGCAGUGCUCAGGCACCUGUUGUAGGUGAUUAGCAAAAGAAUCCCAUGGCUUCUCACAGUUACAACAUCCUCCUGUUUUUCUUCUACCUGGAAAAAUUCUGAUUUCUUGACUGGGUUAAAGCCACUGGAAGACAUCUCUGAAAAAUUUGAGAUAGUUGCUAUAUUUCUAGCCUGUAUUUUUUUGCUUCAUGACAUUUUUAAAAAAUGCUUUAAUUGCUUAAUUUUACUUUCCUAUAAAAAGAUUAGUGUAUAUUUAAUUUUUGCACUUUCCCCCCCUUCUGUGUUAAAAUUGCUGUCUUUAGGUUAUGCAUCUCAGGCUCUAAACUGAUUCCUGCAGCUUUUCCAGUGCAGAAGGCAUUCAGCUCUGAAUUACCAGAAAUUUCUUUAGCGAAAUCACCUGUAUAUUCAUUCUUGGAAGAAGAAAUCUAUGAUGCAGAAGGAAAAAUUGAAGAGUAUCUUGCAUUCGACAACAAGGAACUGUAAAUGUUUGAUUUUUAAUGGAUUAUAAUGCAGUUUGAAAAGAACCAGAUUUACCUCUAAGAACUGUUUCAUAAUGGCAAAUACUAUCAUGUCAGACUGUACACCACAUUAGUCAUGUGUUUAAACUAGUGUACUUAACCUGCCUGCUGUUUAUUUUGGUUACAAAAGAAAAAUCCCUAGGUCUCCAAACUGCUGUGGACUUCCAAUCCAGAUCGUACCAUUGCACCAAUUUGCAGCUGUAAAUGGUCCCUGCCAGGCUGCUGUUGAAUACAAAGUUGCUGUUUGCAGUAAAUAACUUUCAGAUGAAAAAAAAAAGCAAGCCAGGAAAGAGCAAUUAUCAGGAGAAAACCCAUGUGGAGCCCCCAGUCUGGAUCAGAAGCACAUUCCAAAUCUGCUUUUUCUCCAAAUAAAAACAGUCACAAUAUUAAUAAUAAUAAUUCUAUUAUUUAUUCCCCUCCCAUGUGGCGGGGUUUCCACAGCCACUCUGAGCGGCUUCCAACAGAACACUAAAAACAGAAUAAAACUUCAAUCAUUAAAAACCUCCCUAAACAUUAAGCACACAUGUGCCUUCUGUCACAGUGUGUUUGACUAGAUGACCCAUGGGAGUCCCUUCCAACUCUACAAUUCUAUGAUUGUAUGAGUAGUUUAUGAUCAAAUGAUAGGGGGGUUGGGGCUAAUCUGUAUGACCCAGUGGCUAGAAACACAUUUGACAUGUGCAUAGAUUCAUGCUUUUUUACAUACAUGUCGUAGACAUGUCAUAGGUUUUUUUAUAUAACGUAGUAAGCAUCCCUACACCCUGUAGAAUUUGAAUAUUACAUAAUUAAUGCUCAUUGUUUGGCAGAUUUUAAGUAGCACUGUGCCGCCCUUUUUUAUAUAACAGGAUUGUGUAAAUAGAAGUAGACUGUUUUUUAUUAAUAGAUAGUAGUGCUUGGUAAUAAAGAUUCAAUUUGCUUCAAUCAUUAGUGAUGAUGAAAAGUUGGAGCAAAAGAUAUAUCAACUUGCCCAAAAGAGGGUUAAACAUGGCAUUCCUCCUAUUUCCCCCAAUGCCUGUAUCAAAGAUGCUGUGGUUGCGGACGUUUUCGAUCACGUCUGGAAGAAUGUAAUUCAAGUACUGGAAGAAUUAAUAAGGAAACACUGGGAAUCGUCUAUCACAGGUAACUGGAAUGUUUAUGGAAAAGCCAUUUCUGAAAACAUUCUUAAAAAUGGAUGCUUUAUAUGAUCUCUGUGGUUCCAGGAGUUCCAACGCAUUCUAAAUAUGUUUUAGAAAUGUAUUGUUAUGAAUUAUGGUGAUGGGAGGGGCUGGGGGAGUUGACCGUGUGCCGAGACCCUCAUAACCCCUGGAUGCAGAAAGUGGUAAAAUGUAAACCAGGCUAGCUUCUUGUUGAAGUGAUAGUCUGGGUGAUGGGCCAUUAAGGGAAGAAAGGAAGUGUUUGAAUCCGAAGCUGUGGAUAUGGGGGAAGCAAGGCUUCUUGGGGAUGUUAAUGCUGUGAACCCUCCAUUGUAGACUCAGGUUGUAUAUACAGUGGUACCUUGGUUUAAAAACAGCUUAGUUUAUGAAGAACCUGGAUUAAGAACGCUGCAAACCCGGAAGUAGGUGUUUUGGUUUGUGAACUUUGCCUUGGAACCAGAACAUGUUCCGCUUCCCGUUGAGUGUGUUUCAUUUGUAAAUUGAGUCCCUCGCUGCUAUGGGAAAGUAUGCCUUGGUUUCAGAACGCUUUGGUUUAAGAAUAGACUUCCAAACGGAUUAAGUUCGUAAACUAAGGUACCACUGUAUUUGUAAAUAAACCACAUAGCAGUCUCCUCUGUGUCUCAUUCGCAAAAGAAACACAAAUCCAAGGUAAGCACCUGGAAGUCCUGGAAUCUCACACUGCUCAGAGGCUGGGGUGGUGUGCAGCAGUAGAGAUGGUCUGUGCUAACAUAUCCAUAUGUAUGGUAUCUCAUUUCUGUAUUGGUCUGCAUGGCCCAAUUCACAUAUGAUACUGGGGGCCAUGAUGUGUGUUAACUAUGGUUUGUGCACGUUUGAUUGGGCAUGUGUAAUAUGGGCCUAUGGUUAGCACUGACUCCUGAGAAGAGAGUAAAAUGGUAAGAGGAACAUGUAUUCCUAAGGCUUGCUUUGCUUUCCAAACUAUGGUUUGGAGGCAGUCACCAUUAUUUGUGCAAAAAGUUGUUACAUAUUCACCAGUUUACUGUGCUAAAGCAAAUGUUUACAUUUAUGUCUGAUUGAAAUUUGGGGUUUUUUUAAUGAUGAAUUAGAGAAUGACAAACAGAUGGAGAAAUUGAAAGCUACUGGAAACAAGUUACCACAUCUAUCCAUUUCCCGUGUUGCAAUGGAGACAUCAAGUGUACCCCCAUCAAGAGGGUCAGAGGCUCGAGGCACAUCUGUUGGUUUGCAUUUUGUCCCAUCACAGGUAAAAUAUCUUCCAACUAGCUGGCAUUAGUCAGCAUAUGAAAUCCUAUUUUCCUUUUUAUCAGCAGUACACAACUUCUCCAGUCCCCAGGCCCUGUGUGAGGUUUUCCUCUCCAUUCCUUCUAUCUCGGUGGCCGGUGACCAUGCCCAGCCAAGGUCUCUAGCACACCAGCCACACUUCAACACACACCUCUGCUGUCCUUAAGAUGUUGUAUGCAGUGCUGCUUUUUUUUUUUAAAGGAAAAAGGUGCCACCGCUCACCAUGAAGUUGUUACAGUAAGUAGCAACUAAGUACCACACUUUAAACAUUUGGGGCAGGGGGGAGGGAAGGUGCUGGUACUGUGUACCCAGAAGAAAAGCACUGGUUGUAUGACAUAUACUGAUUUUCAGCAUUCCACAACUGGCCUUUUGUUUUUAGCCUUUAGGCUUCCUGACAGGCAGCAGCUGCUUUUUAGAUGUGUGCAUACAUGUGUUUAUUUUGUGUGUAUACAUAAACACAAUCAAGACAACCCUCUGGUUCUGCUUAGCACUCUUCCUUGACACAAUGCAUUGCAGUCCUUGAGCCACACAGCUAAAAAAAAAAAAGUGAAUUCCUAUCAUAUGUAUUUAGUAAUGCUGAAGGCUCCAGUUUUCACAUUCUCCACAUAGCCUGUGGCCAACUCUCAUAACCAUGUAUUAAAGAGGCCUAUUGCAUCUGUUGCUCAUGGCUAGUUCCCAUAUUUCCAUUCAGGGCCACUGAUGCUGGCACAGAAAGUACUCAUGUAAUCAAGAUGCAAGCAUUUAAAAUGAUGCAAGAAAUUUUUGCAGCAGUUGCUAUACAGGUUGAUAUUUAAUUAAACACCCACUCCUGUUAACAUCUCUCUCUCUCUCUCUCUCUACACUAAUCAUUAUUCUUAUUAUUGAUUGCAACAUGUACAAGAUAACUCAUGUGUUACUUGUGGCCUGUACAGUGGUACCUCUGGUUAUGAACUUAAUUCGUUCUGGAGGUCUGUUCUCAACUCGAAACCGCUGUGUGUGCACCUCUGGCGCGCGACUUCCGCUCGCAUCUUGGGGCAAAGGUUGCAACCAGGUGCAUCUACUUCCAGGUUAGUGGAGCUUGUAGCCCGAAGCGUGCAUAAGGAGGACAGUUCGUAACCAGAGGUAUUACUGUAGAUAUGUCUCAACAAAAUUACACUAGUAGUUAUUAUUACCGUAUUUUUCGCUCCAUAAGACGCACCAGACCACAAGACGCACCUAGUUUUUGGAGGAGGAAAACAAGAAAAAAAAUAUUCUGAAUCUCAGAAGCCAGAACAGCAAGAGGGAUUGCUGCGCAGCGAAAGCAGCAAUCCCUCUUGCUGUUCUGGCUUCUGGGAUAGCUGCGCAGCCUGCAUUCGCUCCAUAAGACGCACACACGUUUCCCCUUACUUUUUAGGAGGGAAAAAGUGAGUCUUAUAGAGCAAAAAAUACGGUAUUUAUAAUAAGACCUGUCCUGUAGGGUAAUUCUGUGUUAUUGUGUAAAAAGAGAGAGGGAUAAGUAUAGAAUUGGCAUCCGUUUCUUCUUCAUGUUUUCAUACAUGCUUUUUGCAUAGGGUGAAAUGUUCUUCAGCAUCUGCAUUAGGUAACUUUGCACAUCUUCACCCACAAUGUUGCACAUGUUUUAGGCCUUCAGACAUAUUGAUAAAUUACCUCGAAAACAUUAAGUGAUUUGCUUCUGUUGCUUUCUUUAGAUCCACCGGUUUCCCAGCAAUUUACACAGCGAUUUAAAUGGUGUCAUGACAAUCCAAGCUAAGCCACUGCAACAGAGGCACUCUGGGCUAACAGAAAAGAUACAGUAUGUGUUGCAAAGACUUAUGAGAUCACAUUUCACUCUCACAGUGCAUGCUAUAUUUAUUUUUCAAUCUAUACCUCAACAUAUGGCUCUAUGAAGCCUUUCUGAAGUCAACAUUUCAAUUUUAUGUUAUGUGUUUUAAUUUUGGGCCUUGGUUAAAUUAUUUUAUUUCAAAUAUAAAGUAUAAUUAAAGCUGCAUAUUCUCUUCUGCGGGGGAAAGGGCUUUGGGGGCGGGCUGCAGAAGGGUUGAAUCUUGUAUAAGUGGCAACUACAUUUGCUGAAAUUGCUCUUUUUCAGGAAUGAGCAGGAAGACAAGCCGCAAGUGGGUUCCAGUGUUAACUCAGCACGAAAUCGGCUGGGGCGAAUUCCUGACAGUAGUGUUCUCUCAUGUUCCCGAGUAUUGCUUGGAUCCUCUAGAAAAACAGCAGGCCACCGUAGGCUACCGUCAAUAGCUACAGAUCCUCUGCGCUCAAAGACCCCCAAUGUUUACAGCGAUGAAGUCCUUAGGGGGACAAAACUGUGAGGCUUCAUUUGUAUUCUUCACUUUCAUGACCCUAGUGACAUAUUAAGCUCAAGCAUGGGAGUUAGUUAGGGUGUGUUUCACCACCCUGUGGUUGCAUCUCAGAAACAGGCACUGAGACCAACCCUCUUUUAUUUCUGUUCCCUCCUACACAUUUUGAGGGUAGCUUUGAAAUUCUGUGAACAGUGGCUGGUGAAACCACAGAAACUAGAUUCAGGUAGAUAGCUGUGUUGGUCUGAUGCAGACAAAAUAAAUAAAAAAAAUGCCCAGUAGCACCUUAGAGACCAACUUUUGAAGAAGUGUGCAUGCACACGAAAGCUUAUACCCAGAACAAACUUAGUUGGUCUCUAAGGUGCUACUGGACAAUAUAUUUUUUUUAUUUCCACAGAAACUAGAUUCAGGUCUGAGGGGCAGCAUUCAGGUUGCAGAAUUCAGCCAUUCUUGGCACUGAAUUUGAAUUUGACUUGAUGUAGGUUUUAAUUUAUUUUUAAGCUUGCAGCCCAGUUGUGUGUGCACUAAAAACUAAUGGCCAGAUCUUUGAAAUGGUUCCAUUUGACAAUUAAGGGGGAAAUAGCAUGUACAGUCAAUGGGAAACGUGAGCAGUAGUAUGACUUUGGCAUCAACACAUUUUUGGAGAAUAUCAUAUUUUAAAGAGAUGUGUUGUUUCUCACAAAGAACAUAAUAUUAUAUCUCUCUAAUUAACAGGAAUUCUGUUGUUGUUGUUGUUGGAAUUGUAGAGUUGGAAAGGACCCAAUGGUUAUCUAGUCCAAUCCCCUGCAACGCAGGAAUAUCAGCUAAAGCAUCCAUGACAGAUGGCCAUCCAACCUCUGCUUUAAAACCUCCAAGGAAGGAGAGUCCACAACCUCCUGGGGGAGACUGUUCCACUGUUAAACAGCUCUUACUGUCAGAAAGUUUUUUUAUAUGUUGAGUCAGAAUCUCCUUUCUUGUAACUUGAAGCCAUUGGUUCGAGUCCUACCCUCCAGAUCAGGAGAAAACAAGCUUGCUCCCUCUUCCAUGUGACAGCCCUUAAGAUAUUUGAAGAUGGCUAUCAUAUCUCUUCUCAGUCUCCUCUUUUCCAAGCUAAACAUACCCAGCUCCUUCAAGCUCUCUUCGUAAGGCUUGGUUUCCAGACCCUUGAUCACCUUUGAUAAUUAAGAAUAGUUCCUGCAGUGACGGAAGGAAGUGAAAUACAUAUAAUCUCAUGUAUCCUUAUUGUUGGCCCACAGAUGUACUGCCUUAGAUCGCUUGUCCUCUCCACUUCUGCCUACAGCCCGGAACAAGCUGCCACCGAUUACAUCAGAUGCCGUUGAGCAAUAUCUUUCCGUUCCUGGAUCGCAGCUAGGCUUUGUAAGAGAGUGUGUGUGUGUCAUUCUUUGUUUUAUACCAUUAGCAAUUCAGUUGAGAAUUUAAUAGUAUUGUCAUUGGAGCACUUUAAAUCCUAGAGAAAAUCAAGCAAGUACAAUUGUUAGUUGCUGGGCUUGCAAAUGAUAAAAUUAGGUUCCAUUCUCCUUCCAUCUAUGAAGCUUGCUGAGUGGCCUUGUAAAAAUCAUGCUCUCUCAUUAUAACUUACAACUUCUACAUGAAAUCAGCAUGACGUAAUAACUUUUAAUAGUUUCAGCAAAAUGUAUUUUUCUGUAACUUUUCAAGGAUCUUUAUUCAAUUUGUUGCUCCACUGACACUUAUCCAUAUCGCUUCAUUUGUUGCACAUAGUUACUGCAUGAUACUUUGUUUUGUGUUUUAAUUGCUUCACUUUUGCACCAUAUGCUUGUUCUUUGUUGGCAACUUAGUUAACAGUGUUGUUUAAACAGCUACCCAUUUUCCUGCUGGGAAAUAUCUAGCUUGCAUUCCCUGAACUGGAACUACAUUGCCAAAUAUUACAAUGUAGUUUAAGCACUAUGGAUAUGAAUUGUCAAAGUAAGUCAUUUCAGCCUUAGCAUAAGUCAAGCAAACAGCUGUUCCAACCUUGUGAAUGGUAAACUAAGGCCAGAAAAAAGAUGGAAUUGUUUACUUUUCAACCUCACCACCGAUUGAAAAAAUAACAAAAACUGCGGGAAGGAGAAGACCCUUGCUACCUUCUCUGGAGCCAGUCACCCCACUUCUGCUUCCAGAGAUAGAUGCAGACAGGAGCUGCAGAUCCUUCCUAGCCUUUUUAAUUCUGCUUGUAUCUGUCUCUUCUAAUCCAUUUGCAACCCAAUUGAAAAAGCCUAAGUAAAUAGUUUUAGAAGCUCUUUUCUCAGUGUUUUGUGACUAAUGGAAAAUUAGCUUUUGGGAAGACAAAAAAUAAUCAGUUGAAAAGCAAAAGCAUACUUCUGCUAAUAAUAAUUUACACUUUUCCCAGUGAUGGACUUGCUUCUUUUUCUCAACCCUACCCCAAACAUUUUCCAGCAUAAAGGAAGGUAUCCUCAUAGCAGAAUUUCCAGCGCGGUACCUGAUGGUGCAGAACGGCGGCCACUUAGAGAGCGAACUGUCAUAAUAGAUCAGUUUUCAAGACCCAAUACUACUCACACAUUUCGGGUAGGUAUUUGAAAGCUUUUGAGACUCUUAAUAAGAAAAUGGAAUUGAAAUGGGGGGUGGGAAUACCACUCUUUUAUUCCCUGUUAAACUGUAUUAGAUUAUUCCUAUGUGCUUAGUUGUAUGCAGUCUUGCAAUUCUGGGAGGAAUUAUUUCCUGCCUUCCAGAUACCAUUCCUUUAAUACAAAUAAAAGUCUUCAUAUUCUCAUGCUUUGUAGCCCAAACCAUGCUAACCAUGCAUAACAGAGUUUUUAGCUGACUUGCGGUUACUCUACGCUUUGGGACAACCCUGUUUUACAGGUGCUUAAUUUUUUUUUUAGAAAAAAAGAAAGGACACCCCCCCCCCUUAAAAAACACACACCCCAGCCUCAUAAGAAAUGACACCAGAUGUUGAGAAGCUGUGGUGUGCAUGUGUGUGGAAUGAACACCCUGUUUUGUGGUGUUGGGGGUGGGAGAAUGAUCCAAAGCCAGAAUAUCCCACUUGCAAAGAUUUGAAUGUUUGCUCACUGUUUAACCACAUUAUUGCCUUUAGUGCUGAACAGGAAAGUGGAAUUAGUAUUGGACAUUUUUCAAUGCUCCUUGUGGAAUAGUUACAUCUUCAUAGCUCUUUUUUCAUGUCACGGGCUAUAUGCACGCUAUAUCUUUAACAGACAUUCAAAGCACAUUUCCCCUCAAAUAAUUCUGGGCUCUCUGGUUUGCUAAGGGUUGUUGGGAAUUGUUUCUCAGUGGCGAUAUACAACAGGGCUCAUAAUUCUUUGAGGGAAAGAAUAUACUCCAAAUGAGCUUUAAUAAAGUAUGUACACAGGCAUAGUCACAGGCAUAGUUUGCCCUUGACUUGUUGGGGGGCGGGGCGGGCGGGUGAAUGCUAUAAAGGGUAAACAUCUGUUUUUCUCUUUCAGUCAGAUACACCUCAUAAAAUAUCAUUGACUCCUAUGGAUUUUGCUAAUCAAAUGUGGACAGGUCAUGGGGUAUUGAUAGGUAAGACCUCUGUUUUAUUAAAGAAAAGAAGAUUGUAGCACAAGAUGCCAAUCCCCUCAGAACUGUGAUUCUCAGUUUCAGCAUAUUAGCAUUUGUGGGAGAAUGGUGUAAAAUGAGCAAUAAGCAUUGUUCUUUACAUCAGAAGUUGAGCCCAAAAAACAAAUGCUGUAAACCAUUUUAUACUAGUUUGCCUCUAUAUGAAAGAGGUGCAGCAGCAGGCAAAAUUUAAUGGAGCAGCAAGGGUGGAGAACCGGUGGAUGUUGUUGGACUACAACUCCCACAAUCCUCAUCCAUUGGCUAUGCUGGCUGGGGGUGAAUGAGGUUCCAAGGAAUAGAAAUUAGUAUAAAUCCAGUAAAUAAGGGACAGGGAACAUGUGGUCCCUCCAGAUGUUGUUAGACUCUUUACUGGAUUUAUACUAAUUUCUAUUCCUUGGUACAAUCAAGGAUUUUUGAUAAAUUGGUCAUAGACUUUCAAUAAAUUGGUCAGUUUUUGCAAAGCAGCUAUUCACUUAGUGUUCACUACUGCAGCAUGAGUAAACCCCAUUAUUCAGUUGAAGCCCCAAGUCAAGAUGUUUAGGGUGGCUCUUUUCAAGAGUUUGUAGCUAUAUGUACUUAAUUCAUCUAAGACUAAGUUCUUGUACAGCUGUAGUAUUAGCAGAGAGCCAGCAGAGGGCUACCUUUCCAGUCCUUUUCUCCUGCCACAGUAAUUGGUUGUUGCUAUUUUAAGAUCUCAUAAACUCAUCAUGUGUACGUGUAGCAUGACUGUUCAUGCCAGGUUACAUUACCUCCUGGCCCAAGCAUAUUCUCCAGAACUGUUCUGUUUGUGAAAUACACAAGAAAUGGAGACUCUUCUUCAGUGUAAAAAGUAAAUUAACUGAAAAGCAAUCCUUCUUUAACUUUGGCGAUGUAGUGAAAGGUGACAAUGCUUGCAAAACACACACACACAUAUUUUUUUUUGCAGAAUUGAAGUUCUCCAUCAGUUCAUGUUGUCUAGCUAUCUAUUAAACGUGAAAUAAUGUAUUUUCUUGCACUUGCACAGACUACUUUUAAUAACAAAAUAUCCCCAGAGGUAUUCUACUUCCUGCUGCCCAUGAUUAUCCUUGUAGGGUAGUGAGUUUUGAUAAAACCUCUCAAGGGACAGAGGGAACUCAGUGCACAGGCAGAAAUUCUGAGAACUAGAAAGGACACUGGGUAAGAUGCUAAGAGACAGAAAGUGGGUAGACAUAGGCAGCAGGUUCACUAGAACCUGAGUUAAGGUUCAGCAGAAGCCUGUGAGAAAGGGCAAUGGGGGGGGCGGAGUAGCUGGUGAGAGAGCAGUCUGGUGUGGUGGGGGACUUGGGAUUGCAAGUGGAAGUAGCUGCAUGUUGGCAAGAAGCAGAAACGGUGCUCUGGCUAGGCAGGCAGACUGAGAGUCGAGCUGCAGGUGAUGCUAAAUUAGAAAAAGGGGUUUAGUGUUAAAAAAAUAAUAACGAGCAUGGUUUUAAUGGGGACCACAGCACUCAGGAAGACAUGUUUUAAUCCUUCCAUUUGCAGUUGCAAUUCUGAUGGCAACACCUCCCCUUCCCAGCAUUUGUGCUAAUGGGGGCUUUUCCUCCAAAGUUAAAAGCAGUAUGGGGGGGGGGCUUUGGUUCAUAUCAGCGUUGUGGUUGGGGCUGAAGAAUUAAACCUGAAUAGUCCCCCUCUGUGUAUGCUGUCCUGAUGAAAAUCAGGAUUGCCCAUGCCUGCAAUUUUAAAAAAAACCUCUGGUGUGCGUUCUCAUGAUGCAUUGUAUAGUUUGGCCCCUAAGGUUAGAAAGCUAAGGGGGAAGAGGGGAGAGUUGGCCUGGCUGAAAGAUCCAGCACCAAUUUGACAGUAGACUAAAAUGCAAUGAUGUGAAUGAGGCAGAAACUUGAAGGACUGGGGAUUGCAGGAGAUGUGGAAUCGAGAAAACAAGUGGCUUAGGAAGAAGGCAGUGCCAGCGCUAGGGAAAUUCCUCUGGCAGGGAUCAGGAAGGGUGUGGAUCAGGUAGUUAUCAUUAGGAAACUGGAAUUUGUCAAGGUGAUUGAAGUCAACCUGAUUGAUGAACUCACCUAGGGUUUUACUUGUCAGGCUGGCAAAUCUCUUCUUUCUCCCAUUUGCAACACUGGACUUAUCCCCAAUAGAGUUAAUAGAGAGAUUGCUCUUGCUACUACCUGAGGCGUUCACAAAGUAAAGGAAGGAUUGAACUCUGAUUAAUAAGAAUACACACAGAGGCUUGAACCAGCAAGACUCUGGGAAGGGUGCGUAUAGUGUUCUCUCUCUGUGUCUUUUUACCCCUCGGCCUAGGUCAUUUUAUUCACCAAAGAACUUUUUACAGACUGUUCAUAAGAACCAAUCAGAUUUCUUCUGAGCAUUUCAACAGACCCCACAUGGGGACAAAGUUAGAGCAAAAGAAAUUCUUUUAACGACAAAGACUACUACUCUGAGCAUGCAUAUUUUAUUUAAUCUGAGAGUAAAUAAAAGAGGACUAGAGAAACUCUGGAGAUCACAAACAGGAGUAAACAGGAGAGGAUGGAAGGAUGGCAAGGAGAUAGGUAUCUUUAUCACCUUCCUGUGAAACUAUUUCCAGGCCCUAAGAUCAAUAUCCUGAGAUUAACAUAUUGGAAAGGCUACUUCAAAGAAACUUGCCCACUAUCUUUAUGGCCCAGGAUGCCUGCCUGGCUAAGCAACUGGCAGUGUACGUGACUGGUGAAGAAAGAGAAAUGGAACAGGGAUGCAGAGGUAUGGAUUGAUCAAGAAUCAUAUCAAAAUAGUUUAAACCCAGUCAAUGCAAUGCUUUCAUUGCUGACACAGAUGGCUUACUCUAUAUUUGUUAUAAUUCCUCAUAACAAUCCCACCUGAUCACUACACUUCUACCAUGCAUAGGGAAAGAAAGGAUGCACCCCCCGAAACAGCUGGCGGGAAAUGAAAACUCACGCACCUCAAACAAGGACUCGUUAUCCCAAUGGUCCCUAAUAGCAAGUUUGGCUUCUCUGCUCACAAGCCUUAUAUGAGGUUGCAGGCCCUUCCUACCCCUCCUAUUCUCUUGCCCCUAAUUUGCACAGGACUGGGUAUCAGUUCAAAACCAAAAGCAUAUCCCUGCUCUGUCUGAAAUAGUUGAUCUGUACUUAACAUAUUAUUGGCUUCAACUUGUGUAUUUUCUGAUCAGCUUCCUGUGAUGUAAGACACUACUACAGUGGUAGCUCGGGUUAAGUACUUAAUUCGUUCCGGAGGUCCAUUCUUAACCUGAAACUGUUCUUAACCUGAAGCAUCACUUUAGAUAAUGGGGCCUCCUGCUGCCGCUGCUCCACUGCUGCAUGAUUUCUGUUCUCAUCCUGAAGCAAAGUUCUUAACCCAAGGUACUAUUUCUGGGUUAGCGGAGUCUGUAACCUGAAGCGUCUGUAACCCGAGGUACCACUGUAUUCCCAUUUUACUGAUAGGAAAACAAGGCUAGGAGAGAUCAUUCAUCAAAAGAAUUUGAGCAUGAACCCUUUUGUUUCAAAUGCGCUGUGUCCACUUGACCCACAAUAUUACCUACUAAUGUUUUUGCUUUCAGGUUCACAGUUCCAUGCCAAAUCAUUCCAGAGAAAUCCACCUGUAGCUAGAAGAAGAUUUCAAGUUGCUUCAUAACAUACAGCAGAAGGCAAAAAAACAACCAACCAACCAACCAACCAACCUGAUCUGUACUUUAUGGGACUCUGCAAUACUCCCAACUAUUAUGCGAAGGGAUGGUGUUCCAGUAUUGUAGUUUUGUGCCUUAGUGUUCUGUGUCUCUGCAUACAGCCUGCUUGAAAAUUGUUUCACCAAAGACUCAUUAGCAAGUGCAUCAAGACAGUGGCAUAUAUCUGGAAAACAGAAUAUGAAUUGGUGCCAAUUUUUUUCUAAAGGCAUAAGUCAAGUUUAAAAGAAAGUGCCUUUCUGGUUCUGUUCUGUUUUUGUUUGUUUGCUUGUUUGUUUGUGGAUCAGGUGCAAGUAGAGCUGAGCCAAAUUGUCAUUAGCUUUCCUUUUCUUUUUCUGUGACGAACAAGGGAAGCUUUCAUAAAGCAGCUAAACAAAUUACACAAAAUUUAAAUAGUUUCCCUGUUUUUCAUCAAAGUUCUGGGGCUCAGGGAGAACUGCGUAAAAGCCCUCAGAGGCUGGUCUUUAAUUAUCUGAGCUAGCCCACAGAACUAUGAAGCCUUGGGAGGAAGGGUACUCUUUUCACAGAGAAGCAUGCUAAGGAAUUUCAGCUAGACUUUGCCUCGGUUCUUUUGGCUGAGCUUCCCUGAUCUUGGUCAGACAAGUUUGGGGUGGUGGUGGUGUUGCACAGGCAUUAAAACAACUUGGAGCCAUUAAAACAAACCUUAGCAGGGCUUUCACACAUUUCCUUCUAAUGAAAUUUUGAGGAAGCAAACACUGCAAAAACCAGGAAUUGUUUCCACAGGAAUGAAAGUGACACCAAAACAGUUGGAGUUGGUUUUAGCUCAGCUGUAGUAAUGCAGUGUAUAAACCCUUGAAUAUUAUUAUAAGAUUUAAUUCCUGGACUCUUUUUGUUAUGGUUCCAUAAGAAAAAUCUAUCCCUUCUCUCUGGUUUAGCUUGGGCAAUCUCUAAAAUUAAUUUUGGAAGUGCGGUAGGCAUAAGUUGCUUCAGUUUGGGUUCAAAUAUUAUUUUCUUCAUGCACAAAUUUAGCUAAUGCACAUUGAUUAAACACCAUGAAAAAACAAAUCUUGAUGCAAUCCCAUCAAGAUCCUUUUUGUGCAAUUGCAUCAAGAACCUUUGGCCAUAUAUUACUGUUGCAUAGACACAAUAUAUUAUUCUAAAAUCAAUGGAGACUUGAGUACUUGUUUAUUCUAUGUGGUCUACACAUAAUCUAGAUAUUUUGCAUAUUUUUGCCCCCCACCCAAAAGCACUUUUUGAGAAACUUAGUUUCAUUCUGAAAAUAGAAGUCAUUGUAUAUUUCUUGUGCAUUAAUCCACAGUGUGUCCAUUUGAAGCCAGAUGCACCCACACCUGCCCAUUGACAUGGUAGGGCAUAUAUACCAAGAGAGCAAUAACUUCUUCCUUUACCUGGGGCAUGUAAAGGGAUGAAAAUGUAUGGAUAACCUAACCAAGAGGAGGGUUUUCAAAUGUGUAUCAAGUAGCCACUCCCACCCUGGUGGACAGGAGGAUCUGGAAUUAAUCUAGAUCAGGCAUCCCUAACCUGCAGCCAUCCAGAUGUUUUGGCCUACAACUCCCAUGAUCCCUAGCUAACAGGACCAGUGGUCAGGGAUGAUGGGAAUUGUAGUCCAAAACAUCUGGAGGGUCGAAGGUUGGGGAUGCCUGAUCUAGAUAGAAAGCAGCAUGUUAGGGGCAAACAUGGAUGCUUCUAGACUGAGAAAAACAAAUGGGUUAGUGUGCAUGCAGCCUAUAUCACACUGCAUAAAGGUACCUUGAUUUCGUCUUGCAGCAUUUUAAUAAGUUCCCCUAUACCCGAAUUCACAUAGUUAAUAUGUAAAAUAAUAAAAAUAUGAAAAUCGGAAAAGUACAUAUAUUGAGGUGUAAACUAACUGUGGAAAUCAAAAUGGAAGAAUUGCAAAGUAAUUUGUAUGUAAUGUAUCUUUAUAUCUUUACUUUAAUCAUACGUUAUUUGUUGUUGAUUACCAUUGUUGCAUCUUCCUACCUUCUCUUUGUCUUUAAUUAGGCACGUCACCCUGUGGAAGAUAAUUAGAGGGCUGACCAUCACUUAUUACCAGUAAUUAAUACAUCAAGCACUGUAAAAUAGCUCAGAUGGAUUUGUUCUCAGAAAGAAUUAGCAGCAAAAUUAUAUCAUAGACCCUCAUGGACUUAGCCCACUUGCUGGGCUGCAACUGAUAUUCUGUUUAUUGAGUUUUUCCUUCCUCAACUUCUUUGAUGUCACCUGCUAAUGUAAAAUGAAUUGAUUUAUCUAGUACUUCAGAAACCCUAUUAAAAAUUUGCUUCAUGAGCCAAUGAAUCUGUGGAAAUGUGUACAGAACCAUUUUUUUAGGGCUUGCUAUUUUCAUUACAGUAGUGAUAACUCUUGCCAUUUAGCCAAGAGACUAGGCCCACAAGUUUGUUUGUAGUGUAUGCAUGGGAAGAAACAUUGUUUGUUUAAAAUGACUGGCCAACUCACCCACGCAAGUCUUACUUAUAUGAAAUGCAUGUGACUAGAUCAGAAUGCUUCAUUGCUGAGCCCAGGAUUAAAAUCCAGGUUGCAUUCAAACUGUAUUAGUGGUCAAGAAAGCUUUUUAUAACAGCUUGAGUCACGUGAUUGAAGGAAAGAUUUUUGAGCAGUGGUUUUGUCCUUUCCUGCUACUGUCUCCAAGGUAUGAGUUAGAACUUGUCCCUGUAGCAGAUGCUGGU
This is a messenger RNA of Podarcis lilfordi (Lilford's wall lizard), 35497 nucleotides long. The record is from the annotation of a GenBank genome assembly. NCBI's taxonomy places the organism in Eukaryota, Metazoa, Chordata, Lepidosauria, Squamata, Lacertidae.